This is a messenger RNA of Sarcophilus harrisii (Tasmanian devil), 1165 nucleotides long. RefSeq names its product SLAM family member 9 (gene SLAMF9). The record is from RefSeq and is a predicted model, not a curated record. The transcript has 5 exons. Gene Ontology annotation, cellular component: external side of plasma membrane. Lineage: Eukaryota; Metazoa; Chordata; Mammalia; Dasyuromorphia; Dasyuridae. Bases 100 to 987 code for a protein of 295 amino acids. Gene Ontology annotation, biological process: T cell activation.
AAAUCUUACCUCAUUUGCUCUUCACAAUAACUUUGGGAGUGAGCCCUAAAGCUCCUGACACAUCCCCGUCCUGGAGCCAGAUCCUUGGGCAUUGUCAGGAUGAAGGUCCAUCCUUGGGUCUUCUUCUUCCUUAUGCUUCUCCACUCCCAGGAAGGAGAAGGACAAUCUGGAGAAGAGCCUGAAACAGAGGAGCUCAUGGCAAUCCUGGGGGAAUCAAUCAUCUUCCCCAUCAACAUCCCAGAAGGCGAACAAAUUGAGAAAAUUAUUUGGGUUUUCCAAUCACCUCUUGCCACCAUUAAGAAAGGAGCUGGAGAAAAAUUAUCCACCAUCAUAGUAUCUAACCCUCGCUACAAGGUCCUAGUGGACAUCCCUGAUCAGAUCUAUUCCCUGCAGAUUAGCAACCUGAGCAAGGAGGAUGAGGGAAUGUACAGAGCAAAUAUAGUCUCUGAGAAUGCUCUGGACACCAUCACUCGAAAGUUUACGCUACGCGUCUACCGACGACUUCCAAAGCCCAAAGUCACUAUAUACUUGGAGAUCUCAGAGGAGUUCAUGUGCAAUGUCACCUUGAAAUGUCAUGUGGAUGGGAGAGGAGAAGAUGAGGAGUAUGGCUGGACACCUCUGGGACCAAGAGCUGUUGUUUCUAAUGGGGGUUCUGUCCUCCACCUCUCCUGGAAGCCUGGAGAUAGUGACCUCACUUCUACUUGCAUAGUUAGAAACCCCGUCAGCCUCAGUUCCCAUUCCCUCCAAGCUGGGCAGUUCUGUACAGGUCCCAGAAUUUCGUCUUCAGCAUCAUGUUCUCCCCUGGCAAAGGGACUUUUCAUCCUGUUACUCUUAGGGAUCUUAACAGUUUCUAUUAUUGUAAUUCGCGUUUUAACAAAAAAUAAAAAGGCAAUCGAAAGAAUUCACAGGAUGAAACUGAGGAGGAAUGUGAAGCGAGAAAAAAUGCAGGCAAAGGAGUUUCCAUUAGCAAGCCGCAUCCCAGAAUGACCGGACUCAGGACCUGGGUCCAUCCCAUCCCCUUCCUCUUCAGGAGCCUUCCUGGGAAUACUUUCUCAGGGACUUUUCUACCCCUUAAAGACUUUAGGAGAGCCAUCAGGCAGGAACUCCAAAGGCUCUUGCUUUUUUGGGGAAAGGGUCAGGCAAUAAAGUCAAAUCAAGUGAAAAU